AUGGACCAGAGAGACCCAAACUCACGGCAAACCUCCUCAAAGGAAAGCCACGAGACCAACGGACACAGCAAUCAGAGCGGCAACAGCGAACCCACGAACGGUCACCCAGUCAACGAAGCCAAUAACGAAAAUGCCGAAUACUACCAGACAUUUCUUAGACGGCUUAUUGAUGUGGUUUCGCAUGGACAGCCCGAGGCCGUGGAUAGUUUGAUUGCCACCAUCCGCUCAGGCGCUUCCCAGGCAGAGAUCUUCAUGGCGCUGUCGGAACUCACAGCCGAAGCCUCUUCAGAGCAAGCCAGCAGGACACAGGCGCCAUAA
Molecule: messenger RNA, 318 nt
Organism: Aspergillus calidoustus
Lineage: Eukaryota; Fungi; Ascomycota; Eurotiomycetes; Eurotiales; Aspergillaceae
Source: the annotation of a GenBank genome assembly